UUAUUUGAUCUAUGCUCCGUGUGUGCUCUGUACGAUUCGCCCAUGCGUCUCGUUCCAUGUCAAAUAAUGACAGUUGAUAUUGACACUUUCAUUUUUACAAAUAUAUAAAUCCAAAAAUAACAAUAAUAAAAAAGGCUAAAUAGAAAUAAUAAAUAAUGAUUUAAUGGAGUCUAUGACAGAUAGUUCUGAUUCCGAUGAUUCUGCAGGAUUUCUCAGAAAGGCCGUGGAAGUAACCAUUCCACACGAUUUCAAUCCCAAUUCAGUUCCCCAAGAUGGUUUGGAAUACCUUCAGCAUGUAAUAUAUGAGCGACGAAAUAUAAAAAAAUAUGUUAGAGCUGAUAUUGAUACAAACAAAUACAGCAAAAAUCAAACUUUCACAGUACCUUCCCAUAAACACAUUACAGAAACACAUAAAAACCAUUUACCUUCAAUUCAGUGGCAAGUACAAAAAAUUAAGGAUUUUAAAGACUUUAAACAGAUAGUUGAGAACCAAAUUGAUAAGGAUUUUGUGCCAAGAACUGAAUCAUUUAAUGAAGCCCAAUUUCUCAAGAUUUUAAAAACUGAAGGGCCACAAUUAUCAGCAUUUGUGAAGUACACUCAGUCAGUAAAAAUAAGAAUGUUAGAAAUUAUAACCAAAUGCUUGGAUUCGAGUUUAAAUAAUUGGAAAUUAGAAGACUGUCUAGGUGAAUGGAUAUUUGCUAUUUUAGUAACAUUGAGUAUACCGUUAAGCCCUAAUGGCUGUCAUGUUAUUAGGGAUUUUACCAGAACCUGUAAAGAUGUGAGAUCUAAGUUUCCUAAAGAAUUAGAAAGAAAACUUUGUGAUCCUUUAAAUUUUUAUAUCUGUAUUUGUAGUAAAAUAUAUGGUCAAACAGAUUUAGCUGAUUAAAUAAUGUGUUUUUUAUUCACUACCAUUUUUAAAAUUAAAUCGGUCAUUUCAAAAACCACAUAAGUCAACAUUUGGUAAAAUUAUGUGUAUUAUGAAAAGUCUUGUCAGGGGUAUCUACACAUGUGCAAAAAUCACACAAGUCACAUUAAGUGUUAGAUAAAUAAACAUUUUUAAAUUUUUGUAUUGGUUACAAAUACCAUAUAAGAUGAUGAAUUAUGUAGUUUUUGCAUAGACAGUCAGGUUUUUAAGAUGGCAUUUUAAUUUAUAUUAUCAGCUUAUUAUUCAAGUUUAAUGUUACCUUCUCCUUACAUUUUAAAAUAAUUUUUAUUACAAGUUUUGAUUAUGCAGAUUUUUGCACUAUUUUCUUUCAAAACAAACAAAAAAAUUGUUCCAUUCAAAAACCACAUAAGUCAAUAAUAAAAAUAUAUUUUUUUCUUUAAACUCCCUGUUUUUAAAUCUUCCAUUCUAUUUUUAUAAUCUAGUUACUUAAAAACCUUAAAAAAAUAUAAAUUGUUUAUAGACUAAAUAUAGAUUUGUAAUAUUAUUUUAUUAAAAGUAAUUUUAGGUCUUCAAUUAAUUUCAUUUAAAAGUAUAUUACAUUCAAAAUAAUUUGGUUACAUACCUUUAAACUACUUUUUUAUAACCUGCAAACAAAAAUAAAAAAAAAAAACGAAAUCACGGACACAAUGGUUUUUUGUUUGGCACACAAAUUACAUCAAACUAAUACAAUGUAUAACUAUUUUGUUCCCUUUAUUUUGGUUGUUUGGUCACAAAAAAAUAUGAUCUUGUAUAAUAGAAUUGAUUUAUUGAAAUCACUAGCCCAUUUUUUUAAGAUUUUUAUUUAUAUAGAGUGCGCCAGUGAAAACGUAAUAAACUAUAUGCAGAAUUUAUCAAGAAAAUUUUUUUACAAACUUGAAGCUUUUAGAUAAUAUAUGUAGGUAUGAUACUACAAUAGGUACUUAUUUGACUGUUCUACAAAUAAGUUCUAAUUGAUUAAAAUUCUCUUUGGGAUAAGGUGCAUCAAAAUUAAUUUUAGGAUAUCCCAUUUUUAUUUAAAAAUGAGACAAAAAAUAGUUUGUGCAACGGUAGUGG
Molecule: messenger RNA, 1978 nt
Organism: Psylliodes chrysocephalus
Lineage: Eukaryota; Metazoa; Arthropoda; Insecta; Coleoptera; Chrysomelidae
Source: the annotation of a GenBank genome assembly